Molecule: messenger RNA, 420 nt
Organism: Ostertagia ostertagi
Lineage: Eukaryota; Metazoa; Nematoda; Chromadorea; Rhabditida; Trichostrongylidae
Source: the annotation of a GenBank genome assembly
AUGGAAGAAGAAAAGAGCAGUAAUUCAUCAGCGGAAGAAACAGUAACCUUGAAUGGACUUGAGAGUGAGCUGAAGGAAGUCGAGUUGAUAGAUAACAAGAAAAGGCUCAAGAAAAUCGGACUGAACGUGGAGCUGCUGGAGGCAUUCAAGGCAGUGGGCUUGCUUUACAAGGAAAUCUGCAGGGAUCAUGGAAGAGUGCUUUGGUAUCGUGACACGAAUGACGCUAAGAAACUUGGGAUCACUGAGGCUUCACCGAUCUGUGAGCCAUUUAAGAGAGCUGGUUCUACGGAUGACGAAAUGGUGAUCACCACUGCUAAGGACGAACAUCCUGAAGGACACUACCGCCUCUCUCACCACACCAAGAACAGCAACGUAAAACGACCGUUGAAGGAUGGAACCCGUCGAUUCCUCCUUCAACAC